Molecule: messenger RNA, 1242 nt
Organism: Fusarium sp. VM40
Lineage: Eukaryota; Fungi; Ascomycota; Sordariomycetes; Hypocreales; Nectriaceae
Source: the annotation of a GenBank genome assembly
AUGGCGCUCUCACCAGUUGUAACACACACGGUCGAGGGCGGUCAACCGCAAAGUCUGGGACGCGCAAUCUCUUCGCCUUUGAAGAAUGUCACUUCGCAAACAUCUUCGUCCAACGGAACGCCCAUGCCUCCUGUUACUUCUGCGCCUGUGCAGACCAGCAUCCCAACAACUCUCGAUCUUGCCGAGCAGAUGAACGAUGAGGAGAAGCGCAAAUAUGUCAAGGGCAAAAAACUGGGUGAAGGUACCUACGCCGUCGUCUUCCUGGGCCACCUCCGCUCAAAGCCCACCCAACUUGUCGCCAUCAAGAAGAUCAAAGUCCAGAAAGAAUACGACGAGGGCAUGGCUCCCGACGCCGUCCGCGAAUUGAAGCAUCUUCAGGAGCUCUCCCACCCAAACAUCAUCUCUCUCCUCUCCGUUUUCUCCUCAAAGGACCAAAACCUCAACCUCGUCCUCGAGUAUCUGCCCCGCGGUGAUCUCGAGAUGCUCAUUCGCGACACCGAGUCCGUUCGCUACGGUGCCGCAGACAUCAAGACAUGGAUGGGCAUGCUCACCCGUGCUGUCUGGUUCUGUCACGAGAACUUUGUCCUCCAUCGUGAUAUCAAGCCAAACAACUUGUUGAUCGCCGAUGACGGCGAGGUCAAGCUUGCUGAUUUUGGUCUUGCGCGCAGCUUCGCCGAUCCUCACCAGCUUAUGUCCUCGCGCGUCAUCACCCGCUGGUACCGACCCCCUGAGCUGCUCUUCGACGCAAAGCAUUACAGCGGUGCCGUUGAUGUCUGGUCGGUCGGCACCGUCUUUGCCGAGCUUGUUAUGCGUGCGCCCUACCUCCCCGGCAACACCGAUCUCGACCAGGUCCGUCUUGUCUGCGAGCUUGUCGGCACUCCGACCGACGACAACUGGCCUGGCGUUACCAAACUACCUGGUUACGCUGUCCCUGGGCAACAUCCCGUGCGCGGAAAGGAUUGGUACGAAAUGCGAUUUGGUACCGUAGGCUCCGAUGGCGUAGAUCUUCUCAUGAAGACACUCAUUCUCGAUCCCAAAAAGCGCAUCACAGCCCGUGGCAUGCUCGAGCAUCCUUGGUGGCACUCCGAGCCCAAACCCACUCGCAAGCAAGAUCUGCCUCGAAAGGGCGGCACGGGGGCUGAUGACAAGAUGGGCGCUGAUCUGAAGCGACGGCCAGGCGUGAUCGAGGAUGACAGAGGGUCCAAGGUUGCCCGCAAACUUGAUUUUGGUGGUAUGAAAUAG